UCUCUCUCGCUCUCUUUCUCUCACUCUCUCAUUGUGGUGAGUAGCAGUAGCAGCAGCACUAGUUGUCUCAUGGAACUCAGUCAGGCAAAUGACCAUUCUCCUCUCUCCUCCUCUCUUCUCCUCUCUACUCCUCUCUCCUCCUCUCUUCUCCUCCUCUCUCCUCCUCUCUUCUUCUCCUGCUGUUUUCUCUCUGCUCAGAGGUAGUGGAAAAUCUAUUGCUCCUUUCUUCUCUUCUCCUCCUCUCUUCUCCUCUCUCCUCCUCUCUUUUCCUCUCUCCUCCUCUCUCCUCUCGUCCCCCUCUCACCCCUUGAGCUGGGGGUCAGUGGGGCUCUCUGUGUGUGAGGGAGGGAGGGGGGGGGGGUUCAGGAUGGAAGCGAUGGCUCUCUAUUCGUUCCGAGCCACGGAGGGUGAUGAGCUCAGUUUCAACAAGGGAGACGUACUUAAGGUCAUCAACAUGGAAGAUGAUCCUAACUGGUACACAGCGGAGCUCAACAACAAGAAAGGAUACGUACCCAAAAACUAUAUCAAUCUGAGACCACACGCGUGGUUCGCAGGCCGUGUAUCCAGGGGGGUUGCAGAGGGCAGAUUGAGGCAGAGAGACCGAGGAGCGUUCAUCGUGAGAGAGAGCGAGAGCGCUCCAGGAGAAUUCUCCAUGUCCGUCAGUUACGGGGACCAUGUGCAGCACUUCAAGGUGCUCCAGGACAGGUCAGGACAGUACUUUGUUUGGGAGGAGAUGUUCUUCUCUCUGAAUCAGAUGGUGGAGUUUUACCAUAGCAACAGCAUCGCCAAGGAGGGAACCGUCUUCCUACGAGACCCAGAACACAAUGCCAGGCACCCCCACCACGCCCAUGCUCUGUUUGACUUCACCCCCCACCACCCCUCCCAGCUACGCUUCCUCCGCGGUGAUUUCAUCGACCUGCUCGACUGUUCCGAUCCGCUGCGCUGGAGAGGCCGUUGUCAUGGACGCGUUGGAUUCUUCCCCCCGGAGUAUGUCCAGGCUGUCUACCAAUGACCCCGCCCCAUCUACAACGGACCCCGCCCGAUCUACAACGGACCCCGCCCCCAUUUGCCCCGCCCCAUCUACAUGGACCCCACCCCCAUCUGCCCUGCCCCCAUCUACAACGGACCCCGCCCCAUCUACAACGGACCCCACCCCCAUCUGCCCUGCCCCCAUCUACAACGGACUCCACCCCAUCUACAACGGACCCCGCCCCAUCUAGAACGGACCCCGUCCCAUCUACAACGGACCCCGCCCCUAUCUGCCCCGCCCCAUCUAC
Molecule: messenger RNA, 1277 nt
Organism: Oncorhynchus mykiss (rainbow trout)
Lineage: Eukaryota; Metazoa; Chordata; Actinopteri; Salmoniformes; Salmonidae
Gene: grapa
Product: GRB2 related adaptor protein a
Molecular function (GO): protein binding
Source: RefSeq, a predicted model, not a curated record